Molecule: messenger RNA, 3161 nt
Organism: Mauremys reevesii (Reeves's turtle)
Lineage: Eukaryota; Metazoa; Chordata; Testudines; Geoemydidae
Gene: HABP2
Product: hyaluronan binding protein 2
Exons: 14
Coding region: 51-1751 (566 amino acids)
Biological process (GO): proteolysis
Molecular function (GO): serine-type endopeptidase activity; calcium ion binding
Source: RefSeq, a predicted model, not a curated record
ACAUAGUCAACAAAUGCAAGAUUAUUUGUAGGAAAAUUUAGUUUGUGAGGAUGUUUAAUGGAGCUGUGUCCCUUUGGGUUCUUCCUCUGAUCCUGUUGCUGGGGAAUGCACCUUUCUGUCUUUCCAGCCUCUUCUCUUCACUAGUUGACUUGCAGACAGACAGGACGGAUUACUAUGAAUACUAUGAUGAGCAUGUCCCGCCAGAAGAGAACACCCCCACCACAGACAGAGAAUACCUCACAUAUCCCGACUGGUUCUACGAAUACUUUGGCUACAACGUAGAUCCAUGCUCGUCCAAGCCUUGCAAGAACAAUGGUGAGUGCAAAAGAAAUAGAAAUCGCUACACCUGCCUCUGCCCUAUGCCGUAUGCCGGAACUAGGUGUGAGAAAGUGAAAAACGUGUGUGAGAGGAAUAGCUGUAGUAAAGGAGACUGCCUUAUAAUGCUAACUCCACCUUAUUCUCAGUGCACUUGUAGACAUCCCUACAAGCCACCAUACUGCAACAAAGUAUCUUCAGCUUGCAAACCAAACCCAUGUAAAAAUGGAGGCGUCUGUCGACAGCGGAGAAUCAGAUCAAAAUUCUCCUGCCAGUGUGCUGAACCCUUCAGAGGGAGGUUCUGUGAAAUAGGACCAGAGGACUGUUAUGAACAGGAUGGCCAUGAAUACAGAGGGAAAGUGAGUCAAACAAGGUCUGGGGAGACAUGCCUUCAUUGGAAUUCUAACCUGCUCUUGGACGAGAGUUAUAAUGCAUUUAUGGAGGAUGCUGAGUAUUAUGGGAUCGGUGAACAUAACUUCUGCAGGAAUCCAGACGGUGAUGUAAAACCCUGGUGCUUCAUCAAAACAGAUAACAAGGUGAAAUGGGACUCCUGUGACGUUUCACCCUGCUCAGCAACAGAAAAGACUCCAGUGACUACAGUUGCCCCAGCUGUUCUUCCUAUAGCGGGUAAGACAUUCAAUAUGUGUGGACAGCCAGAGGCUGAGAGAAUGCUCAAAAGGAUUUAUGGUGGGGCCAAGACCAUGUCUGGCAAACAUCCCUGGAUGGCAUCUCUACAGAGCAAGCGUUCAUUGGGCCCCUCUAUGCCAAAGGGACACUUCUGUGGAGGAGCUCUGAUUGAACCAUGCUGGAUUCUCACUGCUGGACACUGCAUUCAAUUUCAAGCAGACAACCUGCAAGUGUUCCUUGGAAAGCAAGAUCUGGAGAGGACAGAGCACCAUGAACAAAAAUUUGAUGUGGAGAAGAUAAUUCGUCAUGGACAUUACAAAGAAAUGAAUGAUAUUCCAUUCAAUGAUAUUGCUUUGCUUAAGCUGAAGCCAGUUGAUGGCCAUUGUGCUCUAGAAACGAAGUACGUAAAAGCUGUGUGUUUGCCCAAUGCUCCAUUUCCUGAUGGAACUGAAUGCUACAUCUCAGGAUGGGGAGUUACUGAAACAGGUGAAGGAUCUCGUCAGCUGUUAGAUGCCAGAGUAAAGCUGAUCUCCAAGACACGGUGCAAUGCACGGUGUGCAUAUGAUAACAAACUGGAUGAAAGCAUGCUUUGUGCAGGAAAUCUGCAGGCACCAGGAAUUGAUACUUGUCAGGGAGAUUCUGGGGGUCCUCUAACCUGUGUACAAAAUGGUUCCUAUUAUGUCUAUGGAAUUGUGAGCUGGGGUGAACAGUGUGGUUUAAAAGAUAAACCAGGAGUUUAUACCCAAGUGACAAGAUUCCUCAAUUGGAUUAAAUCAAAAAUUAAGCAGGAGUCCAGUUCACGCGAGUAAGCGACACUUUCUGGAAAGGCAAAUGGUGGUGUUUGUGCAAGACAGCAGACUGAGCCAGAGGACGUUCUGAACAGUUACAGGAUGGGAGGCGGCAGUGAAAGGCCCACUAAUGUGCCCUAGUCCUGGUUCAGUCUCCAGACCCAAUCUGCCCCUUGCUUCCAACCAGGAAGUGGAAACUGGGACUGUUGUUUUUCAUGUGCGGACACCUACGAUUGGACUGAGGCCACUCUGUAGCCUUCAGAUGGCAUGCAACUUUUGGUCAUUAUUUGGGUGGGCUUUAUAAAACUACCUGCUGCAAUGUGCUGAAAUGUAAAUCCGAUGAUCCUUAGUCUCUCCCCAACAAUGACAUUUGCCCAGAUUCUCAACUUGUACCCACAAUUCCCCUUUACAUUUAGUAACUGCUGGGUGCAGGCUGUUUGCUACAUCACAGUCAUUUCCUGUCUGGCUUUUUUUUUUUAAUGUAAUCUCUCAAAGCUUUUGCGUUGCCACUGUGAGUCUUAAUAUUACAUGGGUCCUUUGAUCUGGAACCCCAUGAGUCAUUUUCUUUAUCACAGUGUGCAGAGUUUUGUCCUCAUCCUCACACAUUACAUCCAUUUAAUUCGUAGUUAUCUCCACAGCUUUAAAAUAUCAAUGGCUUUUUGUGCACUGUAAGGUCAUUCUCCCUCAACAGCCUUCCAUGUGCAGCACAUGAUCCAAUUUUGUAAAUACCACAAACAAUUUGAUGUUUAAUGAAAGGCUACAAAGAUCUCCAUAUCCCCACCGCUCCUCUGGUAAUUCUAGUUCAAAUACGUUGGUAUCUUGAGAAGAAACAUGACAUGCAGAUCUGACAAUUGUGAGAUUUGUCAAGACUUGGCAAAACUGCUUUAGCUGCAUGAGCAGCAGAUCUUCUUUACUCUUUUCCUCAGAUGAUAUGCGUGAGAAGGUUUGUAAACCAACAAAUUUUCCUCCCCGUAUUAGAGAGGAUAACAAGAAAUGUAUUUUUUAGGCCUCACUUGUACCUCCAUAACUGGCCUUUCAGCCAGAUUAAGGCUCAAAUUAUACAAUAAAACCUUACAUGUAUCUUAUACACAGAAGGAACCCAAAGCACAUUGUGAACUAAUGUAGAUCCAAGGAUCUCACUGCCCAUGACUGAAAUGUAGCCCCCAAGAGGCCAGCUGUUUAAUUUGCCCAAUAAUCACAACUGGAUUGAAAGAUAGAAAUUCCUGAUAGCUUUACACUCUACCAAACAGAAUUGUUUCUCAAAGGAAAAGAGUUCUAUUUCUCUGGUCAAUAAAACUAUACCGCCUUCCAAUCCCGUCUGGACUCAGGUAUGUCUCUAUUGUCCUUCUGUAUCUAGAGGAAAACUUCCUAAAGCCUGUUUUCCUUAAUGAAGCAGUCCAGUUUAUUAUGAAGUCUACCGCCUGAAAUGAA